Molecule: messenger RNA, 1479 nt
Organism: Strongylus vulgaris
Lineage: Eukaryota; Metazoa; Nematoda; Chromadorea; Rhabditida; Strongylidae
Source: the annotation of a GenBank genome assembly
AUGACGGAAAAGCCAGUAAUUUCACAGUAUAUGAGGGAUAAAGCGAGCAGGACAAGGCUCGCCAUCGAAUCCUUUUAUGCUCAAACAGUUACACAAGCCGUCGAGCGUGAUUCUCGGGCUAAAAAACUUGAGGAGAAAAUGGCUGCUGAAGGCAUUAGCGAAGACGAGAAGGAAGAGCGCCGAAGAGUUCAGCAUUCCAAGGAAACUGACUUUCUCCGUUUAAAACGAACUCGUUUACUGGUUACAGAUUUCGAGAGUCUUAAGGUUAUUGGUCGAGGAGCAUUUGGAGAGGUCAGGUUAGUGCAGAAAAUUGACAGUGGUCACAUUUAUGCAAUGAAAAUUUUGCGAAAAAGUGAAAUGUUGGAGAAGGAGCAGACUGCCCACGUGCGUGCUGAGAGAGAUAUAUUAUCUGAAGCUGAUUGUGAAUGGGUUGUGAAAAUGUACUACUCGUUUCAAGAUUUUGUUAACCUGUAUCUUGUAAUGGAAUUUUUGCCUGGAGGCGAUAUGAUGACUUUGCUGAUCAAAAAGGACACACUUAGUGAAGAGGCGGCGCAAUUUUAUAUCGCUGAAGCUGCUCUCGCCAUUCAGUUUAUCCACAAUCUCGAUUUUAUUCAUCGUGACAUCAAACCUGACAAUCUUCUUUUGGAUGCUAGGGUAUUCCAGCACAGUAUAUUGUAUAACAGCCUUCGUAGUAAUCAUUUUAAGGGCCAUGUGAAACUUUCUGAUUUUGGAUUAUGCACAGGAUUAAAGAAAAUCCAUCGCACUGAGCACUACAGAAAUUGGCCAUCCCAACUGCCUCCUGACUUUGUUUCAAAACCUGUAGAGUCCAAACGUAAGGCUGAAACUUGGAAAAAGAACCGUAGAGCAUAUGCGUACUCCACUGUUGGAACCCCUGACUAUAUUGCACCAGAAGUGUUCCAACCAAACGGAUACACGAAAAGUUGCGAUUGGUGGAGUCUAGGCGUCAUACUUUACGAAAUGCUUAUCGGUUAUCCGCCGUUCUGCUCCGAAACUCCUCAAGAAACAUACCGAAAGGUUGUGAACUGGCAACAGACGUUAGUAUUCCCACCCGAGAUGCCCAUUAGUGUUGACGCAAAAACAACAAUCAAGCGUUUCUGUUGCGAGCCCGAAAGGCGCAUGGGUCACAAUGGAGGUCUUGAGGAAAUCAAGCAGUGCAUCUUCUUCAGAAGGAUUGAUUGGAAUCACAUUAGAGAACGCCCAGCACCUAUACGGGUUGAGGUAAAAAGCAUUGAUGACACUAGCAACUUUGACGAUUUCCCGGAGGUUGACAUGAAAUGGCCUGUUGAAACACCACCUCAGAAAGGGAAGCCUGAAGAACAGCCUGGACAUCGCGGCGAGUUCGUUGAUUUCACUUACAAGCGUUUCGAUGGUCACACGCAGAAAAUGCGUUACAGUGAAAUGAGUAAGCAGUCGCGAGCUCAUGGUGCACCAGGUGAGGGAACACAGACUGCAGUUUAG